UGAAGCACUUACCAGAAGUCACCCGCCGCGACACCACGCGCACUGUCGAACUCCCAUCCUCGUGGGUCCCACCGUUGUUCUUUCUCCCGGUCCUCGUCCCGGCUGCCUCUCCCGACUCUUCAGCCUUCCAUUUCCGCGCACGAACACACUCUGACCCUAACCACCUUCUCCGUCGCUCUCUUCCGUAUCUCCGAUGCCGCCCUUCUUCUCCCUUGCCGCCCUUCGCCUUCGCCCCCUCCCGCCGGUUUCCGCCGUCCUACGCCGCGCCCGCGCCCCCUUUCACGCCGGCUCCUUUGCCGCGCUCUCCUCCCGUGAGAAACCCCGUAGGCCCGCCCCCGAUAAGAACGUCCUCAAGGCCAGGGACGUCGUCAAGGACCUCCCCUCCGCCACCUCCCCCCUCGACUCCGACGACGACCGCCGCCGCCACCUCCUCCCCUCCCAGGCCGUCGGCCUCGUCGCUGCCGCCCAGGCUAAUUUCAUGCGCGUCAUCGUCGUGUCUGCCGGCGGGGAGCCCGAGAGCCGUGGAUUCCUCGGGAGCGACCCCCGGGUGGGGCGGGAGCUGCUCUGCGUCGUCAGGGCUCUGCUCAAGAAGAUCAAGAGGAGGGUCCUUGUCGGUGACAGGGUUCUCGUCGGUUCCAUUGACUGGGCCGAACGGAGGGGGAUGAUCGAGGACGUAUUUAAGAGGAGCUCUGUGAUCUUGGACCCGCCGGUCGCCAAUGUGAAUCACCUACUGGUCCUCUUCUCGAUGGAUCAGCCAAAGCCGGAACCGUUCACGCUAACCCGGUUCUUGGUUGAGGCGGAGUCCACCGGGUUGCCGCUCACGUUGGCGAUGAACAAAUCGGAUCUUGUUGGCGAUGAGACUUUAUCUGCCUGGAAAGAAAGGCUACAUGGAUGGGGCUAUAAGCCACUAUUCUGCAGUGUUGAUCAGAAAUCUGGAUUAGCUGCUCUUGAAGACAGACUGAAAAGGCAAACGACUGUAGUUGUUGGUCCAAGUGGUGUUGGGAAGUCCAGCCUUAUCAAUUCCUUGAGGCUCACCCUGAACAUUUCUGAUGAAGAGAAAAUAAAUAAGUUUCUUGAGCAUUACGAAAGAAGUAAGUGGCUAGGAGAACAGCGUGUUGGCAAUGUGUCUAAAAGCGGCAGAGGAAAGCAGACAACACGACAUGUUUCUUUACUUCCACAAUCUGGUGGAGGCUACCUUGCUGAUACUCCUGGCUUUAACCAGCCGAGUUUGUUGAAAGUUACAAAGAAAUCUCUUGCAGAAACAUUUCCAGAGAUCAGACAGGUGCUUAGUGCUAGUGAACCCCUGAAAUGUGCAUUUAAUGACUGCUUACACCUUGGCGAACCUGGAUGCAUUGUCAAGGCAGACUGGGAAAGAUAUCCAUACUAUGUGCAGUUGCUUGACGAGAUCAGAAUCAGAGAGGAAUUCCAGUUACGGACAAUAGGAACAAAGAGAGAAAGUGAUGUGAGGUACAAGGUGCGUGAGAUGGGUGUCAAACAAGCAGAACCACGACUUGAGCUUAAAAGGCACAGGAGGAUAUCAAGGAAGCGUCUCAACCAGUCUAUACUAGAUGAUCUCAGUGAUCUUGAUGAACUCGAGGACUACUAGUCAGAUGCUGAGGGAAGUGCUAGAUGAGGCUGGAUUCAGAUAGAUCUAAAUGAAAGUCCAGGAAGGCCAUUGCCACAAGUCCAUUUUGUGUAAAUACUAAAUAGUGGGACUAGGACAAUGCCUUUUGUAUAUCUUCUGUUCUGUUGUAGCCUUGUGGUGAUUAGCAACUACGACUGUAGGACACUUACUCUGCUUACAAAAUAAUAUUGCACAUGAAAAAAAUUUUCCCGCAA
Messenger RNA from Musa acuminata AAA Group (dessert banana), 1839 nucleotides. Its product is annotated as small ribosomal subunit biogenesis GTPase RsgA 1, mitochondrial. The coding region runs from base 194 to 1606 and encodes 470 amino acids. NCBI's taxonomy places the organism in Eukaryota, Viridiplantae, Streptophyta, Magnoliopsida, Zingiberales, Musaceae. The record is from RefSeq and is a predicted model, not a curated record. Gene Ontology annotation, molecular function: GTPase activity; GTP binding. The transcript has 5 exons.